GAUUUUCACAAAAUUUUUUUUUUUAGUAGUUUAGAGCUUUUUGGAAAUUCAUUUCGUUUUUUCCGAAAAUUCAUUUUGUUUUGCUGCCCCCUUCAAAUUCUUUCUCCCUCUCCCCCUCUAUUUCCGGAGACCUUGCUCCUCCGUCAUUCUCCAAUGGCUUCCCUUCUUCUGCUUCUCUGCUAAAGCCUCCUCCAUCCAUCCAUCCAUUAUCCCUUUCGUAGUGGAAGAAGAUUUGAUGAGAUUAUAAACUUCAAUCUUGGGUCCCUUCUAGCCAUUUACCGUGGAAAUUUAACAAUGGAUGAGAAUGGUGGUGCGAAGCUGACUGGAAUUAGGCAGAUUGUAAGGCUAAAGGAAAUGCUUCAGAAGUGGCAAACUGUCACGCUUGGUCCGAAGCCAAACACUCCGCAGUCAAAUCGUGCUCCUGGAAGCAUCUUGCCGAUGAUUAAUAAGAGACUGACCAAUGUCAUGAACUGUGAUUCCGAUGAGGAUAGCUGCCACAGUCCAGAAUCACCACCGGAUGUCCCAAAAGGGUAUUUGGCUGUUUAUGUUGGGCCUGAGCUUCGGAGGUUUAUCAUUCCUACCAGCUAUCUUGGCCACUCUCUCUUCAAGGUUUUGCUGGAAAAGGCAGAGGAGGAGUUCGGGUUUGAUAACAAUGGUGCACUCACACUCCCUUGUGAGAUUGAGACCUUCAAGUACCUCCUGAAGUGCAUAGAGAGCCAACAGAAGGACCAACCUGCUGAUGGCCCCAUUCCUGAAGAGCUAAAGAUUCAUUAACCUUCAAGGAGUCAGUAAAUACUAUGCUAUGCCCUUAUACCGGUGAAGAUGAUCUAGGAGCAAGGUCUCAUUGUACGCAGAUAUUUUCCAUUUCUUUUUUCUUUUUUCUGUUAAUUCACAAGCAAUAGAAACUUUUAGGUUGAAAAUUUGAAGAUGUAUUGGGAGGAAGUGAUUGUGAGGGCUCCUUAUUAUUACUGGAACAUAACUUACAUCUCAUUUCUGAUUGAAUAUAUUUCAAGUUUACUU
Rubroshorea leprosula is the source of this 1020-nucleotide messenger RNA. The record is from the annotation of a GenBank genome assembly. Lineage: Eukaryota; Viridiplantae; Streptophyta; Magnoliopsida; Malvales; Dipterocarpaceae.